This is a messenger RNA of Alosa alosa (allis shad), 923 nucleotides long. Its product is annotated as insulin. Gene Ontology annotation, cellular component: extracellular region. The transcript is spliced from 2 exons. Gene Ontology annotation, molecular function: hormone activity. Bases 226 to 675 code for a protein of 149 amino acids. NCBI's taxonomy places the organism in Eukaryota, Metazoa, Chordata, Actinopteri, Clupeiformes, Clupeidae. The record is from RefSeq and is a predicted model, not a curated record.
CAAGAGGGACCAACGACAACCUCAAAAUCAGUGGUGUAGCAUCCAGGUAAGAACCGUUCAUGCCCGUCACAUUGAAAUGCUCUAUAUCUCUUUCAGCUCUGUAUUUUUAUUGACUUUCCUCCUAAAUCUUCCUCUGUAGUAAAGUCCAAGUUAAUGACGCUUUGAAGAUUUCUGAUGAAAUAAAUUUCCUGUAAAAUUAUAUUCUAAUCUAGUAUUUACCACUGAAUGAAGUUCACUGCACAACUGAACUUCUGUCUUUUGAUGCUUAUUCAUGUAUGUGUUCAAUCUAUGGAACUACCCCCUGUGCCAGCGGCUGGAGGAAGAAUGUCCGGUCUCAGUGCUCUGUUGCUGCUGCUCUGCUGCGUGUCUCUGGCGCCAGGCUCCCCUCACGCAUUCGCGGUCUCCCUCCGGGCUCGCCGGCUGUGCGGGGUGCACCUGGUGGACGCCCUGCUGUUUGUCUGCGGUGACAGGGGGCUCUUCUACCAGCCAGGACGACGGGUCAGAGAAGAAGACAUACGUAUCAUGAUGGACAAUGUUCCUUCUGUUGAAAAGACCAGAUUGGCCCUGGCCAAUAGCAGAGGAGGACCCACUGUAUCAAAAAGAGGCAUUGUCGAACAGUGCUGUCACUUUUACUGUGACUUCUAUGACCUGGAGAAUUACUGUAACAAUACAUAAGAACUGUUCAUACUCCGAUUGUCAUGGCUAAGCCUGCUGAUUCUUGCCAAAAAACAGUAUUUAGAAUGUCACAAACCACAAAAUGUAUAGGAACAUCGAGAGGGAGUCAAACUAACCUUUGUUAUAAAGUGUCAUGCCCAGGGGGUCAAUUAUGGUUGCCCGCCACCAUCUUUAAAAAUGGCGUCCGACACUGCCGACCAUAGGUAUUAGAAAGCUAGAUACCGCAUUGGGCUCCAGAACGUACGUAA